Molecule: messenger RNA, 1506 nt
Organism: Eremomyces bilateralis CBS 781.70
Lineage: Eukaryota; Fungi; Ascomycota; Dothideomycetes; Eremomycetales; Eremomycetaceae
Product: acid protease
Exons: 1
Biological process (GO): proteolysis
Molecular function (GO): aspartic-type endopeptidase activity
Source: RefSeq, a predicted model, not a curated record
CGUCGCUCGGGUAUCACUCCACAGACCGUCUCGUUACAGCCAACGGGAGAAUUUGAAGGUAGUGAUGGGCAGUGGUCGACAUUCGCCGUCUCUGUCGGAUCGGACAAUCAGCCUUUUCGGGUGUUGGUAUCGACCUCCUCUCCCUCUACGUGGAUUCCAAGAGAAGGUUCCUGCAGCAAUGGCAACCCACCCAGCAACUGUACCGGGUUAAGAGGGAUAGAGGCGAACUUUGGCACCAAAAGCCAGGGAUAUCAACUCGCCCCGUCAAAGGAGUUGGACCAAGGUGUUUAUCCUCUUAAAGUUGGAAACGACGAUACGAAAGAACGAUAUGGACCAUCUUUUGAUAUGGCCGCGAGAUUUGCGAACGACUCAAUCAGCCUAUCCAGCGACACUGGCAACGACGUGACACUGGAUUCUCAAGUCAUCGCUGCUUUUGUUACAAACAAAACUCUCCUGGGCACCUUGGGAUUGUAUUGGGGUCACAAUACCUUUGGAAGAGUAUCCGUAGGGUCGAUGUUCUCCACGAUCCCCAACAGCACCACCUCUUUUCGGCCGAGUCUCUCGUAUGGAUAUACCGCGGGUGCAGUUUACUCACCCCCCAAAUUCCUUGGUAGCUUGGUCAUUGGAGGAUACGAUAGCUCAAGAUUUGAUCCAUCUCCGUAUUCCUAUGAGUUGGAUAAGACCACAAAGGAGAUGCGCCUCUCCGUGCAAUCCAUCAAAGCGGUCUAUAAAUCUGGGAGCGAUGCUCUGGAUUUAUCGAGAGAGAGUUAUGAACUUGAACGACACACUGUUCUUCUGGACUCCACCUUACCCUAUAUGUUCCUUCCGCGGAGCAUUUGUGACCGGUUUGAAGAAGUGCUUGGUCUUACAUACGACAACCGCACUGGUCUCUAUUUAAUGGAUGAGGCAAAUCGGUCAAAGCAUCGCGAUCUUAACACGACUAUUCAGUUCAACCUUGCGGAUGCCUACUCCUCAGCCAGUAUCACACGCAUUUCAUUGCCAUUUGUAGCCCUCGACCUCGAAGCCUCUUGGCCGACUGUUCCCAACGGGAAUCACACACGAUUCUUUCCUAUUAGAAGGGGCGUUGCAUCCGAUAAAUACAUCUUGGGCAGGGCAUUUAUGCAGGAAGCAUACAUCAUUGUGGACUAUGAGCGGGGAAACUUUUCUGUCGCACAGUCACGAAAUUUCGGUCCAGCCCCUUCACCAAACAUCAUCGCCAUCACUUCGCCUCAUACAAAGGAAAAGGAAGGUGGGCUCGGCGCUGGAGCCUUGGCCGGCAUCGGUAUCGGUGCUACAGUGGUGGUUAUUGCCAUGUGCGCGCUCGCCUGGUACUUGUUCAAGGGAAGGCAAAAGAAGACACCGAAAAUUGAACUGGACGGCACAGCCGUGGAACCUGAAAAGCCUCCAGCCGACAGGGACCAGGACAGACGUCACACCGUAUUCAGCAUCGCAUCUUCCGAACUGCCCGGAUCGCCCGUGCCCAGAAUAUCGAUGCCCGGAAUAGCG